Molecule: messenger RNA, 3371 nt
Organism: Micropterus salmoides (largemouth bass)
Lineage: Eukaryota; Metazoa; Chordata; Actinopteri; Centrarchiformes; Centrarchidae
Gene: pex12
Product: peroxisomal biogenesis factor 12
Exons: 4
Coding region: 268-1350 (360 amino acids)
Biological process (GO): protein import into peroxisome matrix; protein monoubiquitination
Cellular component (GO): peroxisomal importomer complex; peroxisomal membrane
Molecular function (GO): protein binding; zinc ion binding; ubiquitin-protein transferase activity
Source: RefSeq, a predicted model, not a curated record
AAAGGAAAACGUCUGAGCGCGGAAGUGGUGGUUGUUGUGGACAUCCGUGGAGAGUGAUCAGUAACGAAAGAUAAAUGGCGAGUGAUCUGUCCCUCUGUUUUUGUUGUAGUGUUCAGCGCACCAUGAGGUGUGUCAGAUGAGCUCGUGAGGCCAGCAGAGACGCCGGGAAACCAGAGCGACGCGGUCCUGCUAACUUCCAGCUAGCACAGCUAGCAGCGAGCACCGGAAGGUAACGCUGCACAGUGACAAGCAGGAACUUCAGCAGCCAUGGCAGAGGCCGGAGCCCAUCUGACCGCCACCGCUGCGAACGAGCAGCCGUCAAUCUUUGAGGUCCUGGCCCAAGAGUCUCUGAUGGAGGCGGUCAGGCCGGCGCUGAGACACGCCAUCAAGGUUCUCGCGGAGUCCAACCCGUCUCGUUUUGGCUUCCUGUGGCGACGCUUUGAUGAGCUCUAUCUGCUGCUGGACCUCCUCCUCCAGAACCACUUCCUGUCUCACUGCAGCGCCUCCUUCUCUGAGAACUUCUACGGCCUGAAGAGAGUUUCGGGAGGUGAAGGGCUUCCCGCUCGUCUGGGGCUGCACAGGAAGUCACACUGGCGCUCUCUACUUCUUCUGUGCCUGGUGCCGUACCUGCGGGCCAAGCUGGAGGCGACUCUGGCGCGGCAGAGGGACGAGGAGGACUUCUCCAUCCGGCUGGCGCAGACCAGGAGCCAGAGGCUGUACCGGGCGGCCGUGGCAGCGUACCCGUACGUCAGCUCAGCCUGGCAGGCCUGGGUCUUCAGCCAGCAGCUGCUCUUUGUCUUUGGAGUCGCCAGGACCCAUAAUCCCCUGCUGUGGCUGGCCAGGGUCAGACUGGCACGACUUAACGCUCAGGAUAUCAGAGACAUGGAGCUGAAGACCAACAGAACUGGCAGCCCAGCUGAGGGGAGCCUGGCGCGGAGAGCGUGGUGGUUGAUGUCACAAGCAGCGAGGGGCGUGGCCGUGUCCCUUUCCACCUCCCUCUCCAUGGGCGUCUUUUUCCUGCAGUUCCUGGAGUGGUGGUACUCCUCAGACAACCAGAGCACCGUGAAAACCCUCACCUCCCUGCCCGCUCCCCCUCCCCCCCUCCACCUGCAGCAGGAUCCUCCACCCUUCGCAGCCAAUCGUGGCGAAGAAACUCCGCAGGCCUCCGCCAGCAGGACCUGCCCGCUGUGCCGGAGGCUCCGCGCGAACGCCACGGUGCUCUCCACCUCCGGCUUCGUUUUCUGUUACCGCUGCAUCUACACGUACGUGAAAGCCAACCGCCGCUGCCCGGUCACGGGCUACCCCACCGAACUGCAACACCUCAUCAAGAUCUACUCGCCGGAGAGCUAGACCACAUGAGAUGGCAACGUAUUCAAGUUCAGUUCCAGAGGGUGUGGACAAAACAGGGGCCUUGUUUUUCAAAAGUAAAGCGGUCAGUAGUAGACGAUGGGUCGGCUGCUUUCCCUCUGCAGCCGAGCGCUGAGUGCUCAGGAGCUGCAGCUCUCUGUGUUGAAGUACUUUGUAUUGUUUUUGGGAUAAGAACACGGUUUUCCUUUUUGUAUGUAGUUUUUCCCCAAUGUACUCAAGUGUUCAAUUCAUUGUUCAGUGACACCAGCUGAUUUGGAAGUGACGCUGGGAUUCUCUUUCAGCUCGCAUCUCAUUAAUGUUUAUAAAUUUGUUGUUAAAUUGUUUCAUUUGUUUGCUCAGCAGUAUUCAUUUUGUAACAGUUCAAAUUUUCAGCAUCCCAAAAUCUACACUAUGUACGGUAGCCCUAACAGGCCAAAAGCUUAGCAGCAACGCUAGCCAGUGGCAGAUUGAUGAAUGGGUGGCUUGAGUUUGUUCCCUCUGUAUACAGAGCCUAAGUCCCUCUCUUCCAUCCUAUGGGACUUUAUUUCGGAAGAAAUAUUUACGGUAGUCAACAAAUUGACUAUCUAGCUUUGUUUUCCACGCACAAAUAUAUCUCACCUGAUGUGAUUAAUCCAACGACGGUCCUUUCAUCACAUCAUCUACACAUGGAAGUUCUUAGACGUUCUUGUCCGUAACAUUAGCUUCAGGAUUGUUAACUUCAGUUAUUGAGAGAAAUAGUUGUGACGUCACAUACGUGACUUUUAGGUUUGUGGUCUUUCUAGUUAUGUUUUUUCACAGUCUCUGUAUUAACACUUUUAUGUCAAACUGUGACUUUCUUGACUUACAAAAUUAUAUUUUAAGUUGAUAAACAUCAUAUGUGUACUUCGGGAAACAAUUCAAAUUUUGUUGUCUCUUGCUGUUGACUAGUGUAAAAUAUGUUUUUCCCGAAAUAAGGUCCCAACGUUACUGAUGCUAACGUCAAAGAACUUCCAUGAGAGGAUGAUGUGAUGAAGGGACAGAGUCGUUGGAUUAAACCCAUCAGGUGAGAUAUAUUUCUGCGUGGAACAUAGCUAAGUAAUCUAGCUAGUAGCAACCACGCAAUGAACACUAGCUAGCAUUACCGCGCUAACACAUCGGUGACAUAUAUUGUGCAAGACGAGAGAUGUAGUUCAGUGAAUGGUUUUCAAUCGACAUGUAACUUUUACUGUUUUACAACAAACUGCAACUUUUUGACAGACAAAAUUGAUGGACAAUAUGAUCUUUUAAUUUGACCAACAUCGUGUGUAAUUCAGGGCACAGUUCAUACGGGAUAAAAUAAGUUGUCUAUCACCAUUAACUACCGUACAUAUUUUUCCAAAAUAAGGUCCUAUGGGCCGGAAAUGGAAGCGAGUGACUUAUGGCCCUCAAUCGGAACGAUGGUCUAGGAUGAGAUGUCAACAAUGUGUUUCUCAAAAAACGACUUACUUUUUAAGCCUUAAUUACAGCGCCACCAUCUGGCCAAGUGGGCUCAUAUCUAUAUGGAAUUUAAAUAAGCACAUACACACCAUUUCAGGUUAUUCAUGUUUCUAGAUCAUUCCAGCUCACGUGAAUUUGAGCCGCGGCAUAAGACAAAUGAUAAUAAACCGGCACUAACACAGUGGGUUCUACAAUAGGGUUUGAAUCCUAAUUAAAUACAUUGAUUAGAUUUCGAAGGACAGGAGGGUGCUUUAAAGGGACUUGGACUCGUGACCUCAGUCCUGCCUUAAAGUGCACAUAAACGUGACCAUUUUCAUUUUAAACCUCACUUUGAAAGUUAAGCUUCUCAAAAAUAUCUAGUCUGCAGCCGACCUGGACCCUGUCCAAAUAACCUGUUCCUAUUUAGUUUUUUUGGCUUUGCAAACACUUUGUAAGAGAACUUCAUAAUGGAUAAAGAAGAUAACGACAUUCAGAAGGCAUAGUGUUUCUUACUGUGGUGGGAUGUGACUGAAGUGCACAACUUUGAAGACUUUGGAAGCUUUAAAGGAAUAAAAGGACAUUUUGAGAAA